GCGUGUGGAGAGGGAGCCGCUGAGAUCCGCUGCGGACGGGGGGGGGGGGGAGGAGGGACUGCCGCCCAGCCCUUGCCCUGCCCUCCCUUUCCUUCCCCUUUAUAUGCAGCGCUGAACGGCCCGCGCGCCUCGGGGACACGCGCUUCGCGGGACUUCCAGAGGCCGGGACCCUUGGGCGCGCCAGCUGUUCUCAGUAACAGAUAGAGGAGACCCCUGGAACUGAGAGAGCCUGCAGGAAGAAGGCACAACUUCUGCAGAAAAGAAGAGUCGUGUGAAAAAACAGACAGGAGAGGCCUGGAACUGAGAGAGCCUAUAAGAAUCUGCAACGAAAACACACUUGAGAAUGUUUGCCUUCAGUAGCAAAUGUAUAUCAUUAUGAGCAAUUAUUUCCAGAGUUCUUUAAUUAAUGAUCCUGCAGUUACCAUCUUCGUACUUUGCACCCUUGCUUUCUUUCAACCAAGUUCAUGUGCACUAAAAAAAGAGCAUAAAUAUGAAAUAUGGAAAGCAGUGAAGCGAGAUUUGGAACACAUCUCUCCUAAGCUUGAUGCCACUUUAUAUACUGCAGACUUAAAAGAUUUUAAUGACUGUAAUUUAUCGGUGGUGAAAUGCUUUCAGCUUGAGAUGGAAGUAAUUUUGUACGAAUCUAAAUUUGAAAAUGAUACAACGCUAAGGAAGAAAGUAGAUAACAUAAUCCAAAAUGUUAAAUUCCUUUUGGAAAAUGACAAACAGGAAACAAAAACAUCCAAGUGGCAGCAGUGUGAAACAUUUGCAGAAAAAAACUGCACAGAAUUUAUAAAUAACUUCAGAACUAUUGCACAAAUGUGCUACAGAGAGUUAAAUGCCAAAUGAGAUUUCACUGUAAGCAGGAAGGAGUAACUUAUUGCCUCCUAGAAUUGAAGAACUAGGAAAAUAGAACAGGGUCAACGUAGAACAGGUGGUGGUAAGUUAACACCGUUACAAACUUGGCAAGAAUCCUGCAAUUGAAUCCUGCAGGAUACUUUUAAAAAAAAAGAUUACCCAUUUACAAAAUAGGGCUAACAUUGAGCCUCUUUAUAUUUGGCUUCUAUAAUGUGGAUUCUGGAGUCCUUAACAAGCCACCGUAACUUAAAAUUCCCAGGAAGCUUAAAAGGACCAUAUGGUGCAGAAGGAGAAGAGAGUGUGAAGCACACAAAACAGCCUGUGAUGCAUUGUUAGCCUAUGUGUAGGGAACCUUGGCCCUCCAGAUGUUGUUGAACUACAACUCCCAUCAUACUUGGUGAUUGGCCAUGCUUGCUGGGGCUGACAGGCAUUGCAGUGCAGAAACAUCUGGAGGGCCAAAGGUUUCCUCAUUCUGGGGUACACAUUACAGAGCAGAAAAGUAGCUGUGUGUAACGGGGGGGGG
Lacerta agilis (Sand lizard) is the source of this 1381-nucleotide messenger RNA. It is a transcript of the gene IL15, whose product is annotated as interleukin 15. The record is from RefSeq and is a predicted model, not a curated record. The coding region runs from base 364 to 849 and encodes 161 amino acids. NCBI's taxonomy places the organism in Eukaryota, Metazoa, Chordata, Lepidosauria, Squamata, Lacertidae. The transcript is spliced from 7 exons. Gene Ontology annotation, cellular component: extracellular region. Gene Ontology annotation, biological process: positive regulation of tyrosine phosphorylation of STAT protein; positive regulation of cytokine production; immune response. Gene Ontology annotation, molecular function: cytokine receptor binding; cytokine activity.